Molecule: messenger RNA, 861 nt
Organism: Huiozyma naganishii CBS 8797
Lineage: Eukaryota; Fungi; Ascomycota; Saccharomycetes; Saccharomycetales; Saccharomycetaceae
Gene: NIT3
Product: putative hydrolase
Exons: 1
Coding region: 1-861 (286 amino acids)
Biological process (GO): L-glutamine metabolic process; oxaloacetate metabolic process
Cellular component (GO): mitochondrion
Molecular function (GO): omega-amidase activity
Source: RefSeq, a predicted model, not a curated record
AUGUCGAAAGUAUUAUCCCAAAAGAUUAAGAUUGCGCUGAUCCAGUUUCGCGGGUCAUCCCCCGACAAACAGGCCAACUUGAACAGGGCUGCCCAGUUCAUUGAUAAGGCCAUGACUCAGCAACCGGACACGAAGAUUGUGGUCCUCCCUGAAUGUUUCAACUCUCCUUAUGCUGUUACUAAAUUCAGAGAGUAUGCCGAGGAGAUUGGCCCCCUCGCGACCUCUGUUUCCUUCUUGUCUCAGUUGGCAUCAAAGUAUAAGAUAACGUUGGUAGGAGGGACGAUUCCGGAAAUUGACCCCAAGACUGACAAGAUCUACAACACUGCAGUAGUGUUUGAUACCAACGGUAAACUUGUGGGUACGCACCGCAAAACACAUCUUUUUGACGUUGAUAUUCCAAACGGGAUCACCUUCAAAGAAUCUACUACUCUGUCGCCAGGUGAAAAAGCGACCACUUUAAAGACACCUUACGGUAAAAUAGGUGUUGGUGUAUGCUACGACAUGAGGUUCCCUGAGCUUUCCAUGAUAUCAGCGCGGAAUGGAGCAUUUGCAAUGAUCUUCCCCAGCGCUUUCAACACCGUAACUGGGCCGAUGCACUGGCACCUAUUGGCUCGGGCCAGAUCUGUUGAUAAUCAGAUAUACACUGUUUUGUGCUCUCCAGCUAGGGACAUGGACUCUUCGUACCAUGCAUAUGGUCAUUCGUUGGUUUGCGAUCCAAGGGGUAAUAUUAUAGCCGAGGCAGGAGACGGUGAAGAGAUCGUUUUUGCAGAGUUGGACCCUGCAGAAAUCAGCGAUUUUAGAGCUGCUGUUCCUUUGAUAAAGCAAAGGAGAUUUGACGUCUAUAAAGAUGUUAGCAAAUGA